CGUUGUGCAACUUCACUCAUUCCCUGCUCGCCGCCGUCGCCAACGAUGGCCACCACCCUCCUUCGACGUCAGCUUGCGGCGUCAGCUUCGGCGUCUCGGCUCGCUAGUCGAUGCUUUUCAACUUCCUCGUCGUUGCGUCAGGAGACCGUGAAGGACCCGAAUCUUGCCCCAUACACAAGAGCGACGAAGCACGCGCUCGAUACCCAUGUCGUCGAAGACUUGCAGGGAAGGAGUGCUCAGGAUAUUUUGGCGGAGACUGGUGCUCGGAAAGAGUCGACGAUGAGACACUUUACAGUCAACUUUGGUCCACAGCAUCCCGCUGCUCACGGUGUGCUACGGCUAAUCCUCGAGCUGAACGGAGAGGAGAUCCUUCGUGCAGACCCACACGUCGGUCUUUUGCACAGAGGGACGGAGAAGUUGAUUGAGUACAAAACAUACACCCAAGCUCUGCCAUACUUUGACCGUUUGGACUACGUCUCCAUGAUGACGAACGAGCUCUGCUACUCGCUGGCUGUGGAGAAGCUUUUGAAUAUCGAAGUUCCAGAGCGGGCAAAAUGGAUUCGCACACUCUUUGGUGAAAUUACUCGUAUUCUCAACCACUUGAUGGCCGUUCUCACACACGCCAUGGAUGUGGGAGCACUCACACCUUUCCUCUGGGGUUUCGAGGAGCGCGAGAAGCUCAUGGAAUUCUACGAGCGCGUCUCCGGUGCCCGCCUUCACGCCGCUUACGUCCGACCUGGUGGUGUCGCCUUUGACCUCCCCCACGGCCUACUCAACGACAUUUACCAGUGGGCUACUCAAUUUAGCUCCCGUGUGGACGAAAUCGAGGAGGUCGUCACUGGAAACAGAAUUUGGAAGCAGAGAACGAUCGGUAUUGGGCCGGUCACCGCUCAGGAGGCUUUGGAUUACAGCUUUUCCGGAGUCAUGUUGCGUGGAAGUGGUGUGAAGUGGGACUUGAGGAAGAUUGCACCCUACGACAAGUAUGAUGAGGUUGAGUUUGACGUUCCGAUCGGUAAGAACGGUGACUGUUAUGACCGGUAUUUGUGCCGUGUCCAGGAGUUCCGCGAGUCGCUCCGAAUCAUCGACCAGUGUCUGAACAAGAUCACCACCGGGCCCGUCAAGGUCGACGACCACAAGCUCGUACCACCACCGCGUGCCUCAAUGAAAGAGAGCAUGGAGUCCCUUAUUCAUCACUUCAAGCUCUUCAGUGAGGGUUACUCGGUUCCUCCUGGUGAGACCUACUCUGCCAUCGAGGCACCCAAGGGCGAAAUGGGUGUCUAUCUCGUUUCGGAUGGCACGAAUCGCCCAUACAGGUGCAAGAUCCGUGCGCCGGGUUUCGCCCACCUCGCAGGUGCUGACUUCAUGAUGAGACAGCAUUAUAUCGCCGACGUCGUGGCUAUCAUUGGUACCAUGGAUCUUGUGUUCGGUGAGGUUGACCGGUAGACGUUGUAGUGAUCCUUCCAAGGCGAGUUGUGGUGUAGUCCUGCCGACCCCGAUACAUGUCCGCUCGAUAGCUGCAAUAAUUAGUCUAAUCUUUCUAUUCUUGACUAUCCGGCGUUGUACUCGACAUCCUAUUGCUGACCAACCACGAUUGUGAUGUUAAACGAUCUCAAGGGGAUCCUUGUCUUCCUUGCUGACGUGGACGAGGAGCUGUUCUGCGACAGCGUCCUCUUCGCCCUGAGCUGCGCGGAAUUGUUCCUGGAGCUCAAAGGCGAGGACGGGAAGGUAGCCUCGUUCGGUGUUCGAGUGGCCGCAGAGAAUGACGUUGUGGCCGGAGGCAACAGCCUCAAGAACAUAGUGGUGACCCAUUUCGCCUGUGAAGUAGACGUCUGCAUCGACACCCAUCAGGACGGACUCGCCUGAACCAGCACAAAUUGCUAUGGACUGAAUCUCUUUGGUCGGAGCAGCAGGGUCAAGUGCCACUUGUAUAUGCUUGAGCCCCAGAUGUUUUUUGACUCUCUCCUGUAAUACGCUCAUGCUUAUCUUCUCGUCCAAUCUCACGAUCCUACCCACGCCUCCCUGUUUUUGUCCACCUGCACCGGUCUUCUCAUCCCCCAAGAUUUCUACCUUGCCAGAUCCUGAGCCUAGGAGGCCUUCCGCAAGCCAGUCAGUUAUCCCACCUUGCACGGCAUCGAGGGAGGUGUGAGGGCUGUAGACGGAUAUGCCUGCAGCGGCGCAGCGGAGGAGGGAGGCUUGAAGCGGUUUGUUGAGGGUGAGGGAGGAUAGGGGCUUAAAGAUAGUGGGGUGAUAUGCGAUUAUGCAGGUUGCAGGAAGGGCAAGGGCUUCGUUGAGCACUUUUGUGGUAAGAUCGAUGGUGAGAAGGAUGUUGUG
Stereum hirsutum FP-91666 SS1 is the source of this 2331-nucleotide messenger RNA. RefSeq names its product NADH-ubiquinone oxidoreductase. Lineage: Eukaryota; Fungi; Basidiomycota; Agaricomycetes; Russulales; Stereaceae. Gene Ontology annotation, molecular function: NAD binding; quinone binding; NADH dehydrogenase (ubiquinone) activity. The record is from RefSeq and is a predicted model, not a curated record. Gene Ontology annotation, biological process: mitochondrial electron transport, NADH to ubiquinone. The coding region runs from base 46 to 1443 and encodes 465 amino acids. The transcript is spliced from 16 exons.